AUGGAGAAGAUUUCGACUGUCAUGUUCAAGAAAUGGCUGACUUCGACUGAGAACGGCGACCAAGCCUCCGAAACGACUCCACUGUUCUUUCAGCCACUGCAGCGAGUAGACACAGCAGCUAUAGAGGCAUUCCAGUCAUUUCAAGAGAUCAACCGGUUCGUUAAUGAACUGAUGGAACUGUGUGUGAAGAGCAACCAGUAUGAACUGAUUUCCCAAAUGAACUCCGCAAUGAUGACGAAAGCCAAUGAAAUCGCAGGGGCGAUUGGAGUGAAUACUGAACUCUUCCUACAAAGGAUUCCUACCCUCGCACAGCUGUCCACAAGAGAUCCACCAAGAAAUCCUGUCGAGAAGGCUGCCGAGAAAUACGUCACAGUACCUCAAUAUGGUCACGAAGAAUCAAACGAAACCACCACCGAACUGCGGAAGUCAACCACCUCUGAACAAUGCGAAGAGAGAAGAAUGUGA
Messenger RNA from Cooperia oncophora, 465 nucleotides. NCBI's taxonomy places the organism in Eukaryota, Metazoa, Nematoda, Chromadorea, Rhabditida, Trichostrongylidae. The record is from the annotation of a GenBank genome assembly.